ACUGACUGGUAUACACAAGCUGGACGCACGCAACGAAAGAGACGAAUUUUAAGACUCACUUGACCACGUUGGGCCUGCAUCCAAGGAAACAACAACUAUCUACUUUAACUAUUGAUUACGAUACAAGAAAGUCUCGGUUUGGCGUAUUGUACCUGAAAACUGUGAUAUAUCUAUAAUUAAGUAAAGGAGUCGUUAUCGCAGAGGAUGAAAUUCCCGCGAUAGGCAGAAUGAUGGAGCGUGACUACUUGUAGAGUGAUCGAGGGGUGGGGGGAGAGAGACCGUUUAUUUUAAUCGCCUAUGUUGUUACGUGACAGUGAAAUGGUCGCUUGGAGGGGAUAGACUCCUACCUAGAACGAUAUAGGUGACUUUUCGAGGAGUGGGAGUUACAGGCUCACGUGUUUUCAAACGUGCUACGAGAUGAGGUCCAGUUCGUACUUGCGAAGAUUGUGAACGACACGAUUUCGGUCUGUACUAGCGUAACCAUCGCGGGAUCUCGUCUCGCGAGUGUUUUAUAUCAAAUUCGUAUUAUAGAUCGACGAUUCUAAAUGAAAAGUUUUUCAAGUUGAUCAAAUAAUCUCACUUCUCGUUUAUUUUAUUCGUUUAAUAAAAAUAUCACAAAGUGCUUUGAUCUACCAAUAAAAAAAUUGAACAUCCUCGCGCGAACUGUAAUAUUUUUCUACAUUUUCUUUUUACCAUUCUUACGUAUAGGACAAUCAUAUCAUUCUUUUUCUUCUGUUUUUUUCUUUUUUCUAUUUUCUCUCUUUUUCCUUUCUAUUUUCGAUUCCUUUCGUAUUCAUUUUAUAUCUAUCGUUCGAAGUGCGAAUUAUGAAACAAACGAGCAUUCUUACCACAUUAGUGGUGUGAUUCAACGCUUACAGAGAACGAGAGAGAAAGAAAGAGAGACAGAGUUCUUCCUUAAUAAGAAUUUUACGAUUCAAAGAAGACGACAUGGAAGAAACAUCUGCCGAAAAUGCAAAAGUUUCGGACUCUGGUUAUUCAAACACCUGCAGCAACAGCCAGUCUCAACGAAGUAGUGGCAGUUCAAUAUCCAGGAACAGCAAUCGUUCGGAAAGUAGUGGCUAUUGCGGUAGACGUCCUUCGACCUUUGGCUCGAGCAAUGAGGCACUACCACAACCGAUCAGCAAAAGAAAGGAUAAAGAAUACAAGAAGAAGAAAUCAAAAACGUCUUUGGCCGUUAAUACCGAGGCAGAAAUUACUCUGAGAAGUAUCGGAACACCGCCGGAUAAUGCGUCCUAUAAUCUCGUCACCUCAACGAAGCCAAUACUUGAGAAACAAACAGAAAUAGCAACUGUAGAAUUGGUGGAUGCAACGGAUCCAGGCGAACACAACGGCGAUAUUCUGACAGACAGUCCGGAAGCAGGACUUGCUUCUCGGACGAAUCUUCUGGAUGAUACAAGUUCACAAGCAAAUGAUGGAUUUUGCGCGGUGAUAUCAAUGCAUGACGGCCUCGUGCUGUACACAACACCCUCGAUAUGCACAGCUUUAGGGUACCCCAAGGACACAUGGAUUGGUCGUUCCUUCAUCGAUUAUGUACAUCCUAAAGAUAAGGCUACAUUAGCUGAUCAAAUAACGAGCGGCAUAACAUCGCCUCAAGAGGAUCGUCCAAAAGGAAUUAAUGGAAGAAGAGCAAGUUUGUUUUGUGGAUUACGUAAGAAUGUCAAGAUUGAUAACAAUAUCUCGAACAAGGAUCAGGAAAACGCCAGAUCGAAUCUUUACCUUCCAUUUCAUUUGACACUGACCUUCCGAGAUUUUCGUGAUCGAGCUGUCGAGCAACAACCAAGAGCAAUGUUUCUAGUCGUUACUGCCCAACCUGUGCACUCAGCGUACAAAGCGCCAGAAGAAACAAUAAUAUCUUCGAUAUUUACAACUCGGCAUACUGCUACUUGCCAUUUAUCUCAUGUCGAUCCUGAUGUUGUCCAAUACUUGGGCUAUUUGCCUCAGGACAUGGUUGAACGUUCACUGUUUGAUUUUUAUCAUCCCGAGGAUCUACCCUUCAUCAAAGACAUCUAUGAAACUGUGAUCAAGUUGGAAGGAUCCUCCUUCCGAUCGAAACCCUACAGAUUCGCUGCCCAAAAUAAAAGCUACGUCGUCCUUGAAACCGAAUGGUCGUCGUUUAUCAAUCCCUGGACGAAAAAACUAGAAUUUGUCGUAGGUCAGCAUAGAGUAUUGAAGGGACCUAUGGAUCCUGAUAUUUUUCGAGUACCACCUAAAAACGAAUUCGCGUCUCUGGCUAAUAUCAGCGAAGAGGUACUGAAAGAAUCCAAGAUCAUACAGAACGAGAUACGUACUCUUCUAGAUGAGAGCAUCCAAAGGACAUCAGAUAUUAUCGAGCACGAUGUCUCGGAAAGGUGUAAGGACCUUGCGUCCUUCAUGGAAAAUUUACUGCAAGAAGUGAGGACACCGGCUCUUGGCAAGGAUACUCUAGCCGCGGACGACAGAAGUUUUUCGGGAUCACGCAAUCCCUUGUUACAGGAGCACGACAGCGUAAUGCUUGGUGAGAUAUCGCCUCAUCACGAAUACUACGAUAGUAAAUCAUCUACGGAAACACCACCCAGUUACAAUCAGCUUAAUUACAAUGAAAACAUCGAGAGAUUUUUCAAGAGUAAACCACCAGUUGCAUUCAUGUAUGAUAGCGACGAGGAGAUGAUGAAUUCGAGCAACGACGAGGGCGAUAAAACUUGUCCUACCUCAACAGUGAGAAAAUGUAUGUCACCGAUAAAUGGAAGCGGUGCUAGUGGUAGUGUAAGCGCUGAAAAUCUUAGCAACGGUUCCAACAAUUUACUUAACUCUGUUAGCAGAGGUAAUACUUCAAAUACCACGAAUAGCAACACCACCACUACGACUGAGAGUUUUAAACAACCGACUCUAACCGAAUCACUUUUAAAUCGUCAUAACGCGGAUAUGGAGAAGAUGAUGAUGCAAAAGCAUCGGGAAUUACGAUCAAGUAUAAAGAAUAAUGAUAAGUUAAAAGAUAUACGUAUAAAAACGUCGAUCGAAAAGAUGUCCGUGGAUCAAAAUAAUUAUUACGUCGGUCAAUGUCACGGUGUCAAGAGAAGUGGCAGUCAUAGCUGGGAAGGUGAUAGCUUCAAGGUUUCGAAACACGAUGAAGUUUCCAGGACGAGCACUGCCGGUCCAUUGCCAACGAAUGUUACUACUACUGUCACGAGUAUGAGCGUUGAUCAAACAUCCACGAUGUUUCAAACCAAUGGGAAUAUCAAUUUGUGGCCUCCUUUAUCUGUAACUGUACCAUCAGCAACUCCUAUUCCACCAUGUACUUCGCCUCAAAAUGCCAAUUGUCAGGCUAUACCAAGGAUUCCAAUGAUUCCAAUGAUUCCACAAAUGAUACCUGUAUAUUACAUGCCUGUACCACAACCGAUGGAUACUCCUAUAUCAACAGCAAAAUAUUCUCAACCACCGACAAAUGUUGCCCCUCCAUCGUCAUCUCUGCCAAUGCCGCAAAAAAGUCCGUAUAGAAAAUCGGGAACUUAUAAGAGGAAUGGAGUGUUUGUUCCAGUACCGUAUGUCGCGACAGCAAUGCCCAACGUUAUGUAUCCUCCGGUGAUCGGUACUUCUGCUCCUGGAACGAUGAUGUAUCGACCUUUUUUAAUACCCGAACAAGCUCCUAUGCCACAAGAAAAUAAACCCACGAAUAAAUGUAUGGACAGAAAACGACCAGCUAGUCAAGCAACAAGCAUCAAGGCUGAACCAGGCAGCAUUAUGGCUAUGUCUGAAUCAUCGAAAAAAGUGUUAUCACCAGGUGAGCUCUUUUCUUCUUGCAUCAGUAACGACGGUGGUUGCUCCAGUGUUGUGGACUUACCAACACCAAUAAAUAACAAACAACAUAGGAAAAUUGAUUACAAUGGUGACGAGUCUAGUUCUUCGAGUUUUUAUAGUAGUCUCCUGUCUAAAAGUAGUGAAAGUAGUUGCAAUCCUGAUCAAAAGACAGCUGAACAAGUUGCAAAGAACUCAAAACAACCAGCAAAAGCAAAACAUGCAAUACACAGGAAAGAUCCACCUUGGUUAGAAGGAGUCCAGUUAACACCAGAAUUGAUAUAUGAGUAUCAAAUUCAUCCAAAGACUUUAAACGAAGUACUCAAAGCCGAUAUGGACACUUUGAAGAAAAUUAACCAGCCGUUAUUAGUGAACGAACAGUUAGGCCAACUUUAUUUUGAUUUGGAACUCGAAGGAUUUGGAACAAAAUUAAUACUCGAGGAUGGAAUAACUUCUAGCGAAAGUGAUAGUGGAAGCAGUAGUAGCAGUUGGAUGGGUCUUACAUCUCAGAAGCCAAAGUCGUUAUAAAUAUAAUUGCAGCAUAAACAAAGAAGAAAAAUGGUGAAAUAUGCUAGACUGAUGAUGAUUCAUGAGGAAAACGCACCUUUGCCGCCACCGUUACCUUCUUAGACAGUAUCCUGCCAGCAAACAUAGCAAUAUCAAUUUUUUGUGCAUUUCGAAUUCCGAAAAAAUUGAUUCUGUAAUGAAAUUCACUGAAAUAUUUUUCAAUCACAAUGAUACCUCCAAACGCAAAUGUUUUCAUACGGGCACCAUACAAUUUUUCAGCACAAAAGAAAAAAGAAAGAAAUGGAAAUGGUGAGCCUUAUCAUAGAAAUACUUUCAUAUUAUUCACGUUUAUUUUUUCUUUUUUUUUUUUUUUUUUUUUUUUACUGUUUUUAGAUUUCAAUGUACAUAACUUAUAAUUACUUAAACAUUCAACUCCAAAGCUAUAUAUAUUUUUUUAAUUACAUCAGGGGAAUGUAUCCUCGAACGCAUUUGACGUUCCGAGUGCCUCGAGUAUAUAUAUAUAUAUAUAUAUAUAUAUAUAUAUAUAUAUAUAUAUAUAUAUAUAUAUAUAUAUAUAGUUAUAAUUAUUUUAAUUAUUUUAUUUAAUUAAUUAUUAUAUUAUAGAUAGAAAAAAUAGUUAAUGAGAUUAAUUAUAUAAGUUAAUGAUAUGUUUAAUUGUACUUAGAAAAUGCUUAACAAUUAAUUAAAACACAUUGAGUAUCUUAAAUGUACAUGUUACGACUAAAAUUGUUAUCUAUAUGAUUUUUAAUAUUAUAUUUUCAUUAAAAAAAAAAAAGAAGAUAUUUUUUUCUGAUUAUUAAUAUUUAAUAUACAAAAUCUAUUUCCAAUUAUUCCGUUUGUAUUCAAUUUAGCGCGAUAUUAUAUUUUAGAGUAAUAUUAUCAUGUUUUUAUAUUGUAUUAAUAGAGAAAAAAGAGAAUUAAUAUCUGCAUUAUUUAUAACUCUAAUUAUACAUGUAGAACUUUUGCUGUUUUUCUACAAGCAAAUAUUUGCAUGAUGGUGUUCUGCAAACACUUUCAUAAAUAAAAUUACGUAAUAUAAAAUUAAAAAACAUAUAAGUAAUAUUUUUAUUGUUAAAAAUAAAAAAAGAAAGAGUAAAACAUAUAUUAAAAGUACUAUUUUCAUAUAUGUUACAAGCGUAUAUAUCUGAUAUGAUUAUAUUUGUAAAUUAUUAUAUAGGUAUUCUUUUUCUUUAAUGAUAAAAAAAAUAAUAUGAAAAAGUAAAUAUUUUAUAUACCAUUUAGUUAUAGAUAUACAAUUGCAUGAUGAUCAUUUUAUUAUCAGCUUGGUGUAUUUGAAAAGUGCAGAAAAUAUUUGGUUACCAGCUGUUUGAGUGUUCCUCUACGUAAUAUAUCAAUUUUCUCUUAAAAUCAAUCAAUCCAACAAAUGUAUUGAUAUUCGUAUAUAUAUAUCAAACUCUCCUGAUCUAGUCUAAAAUUGAAAUAAAACAUUCUUAAAGAUCUAUUUGAAGAUCUUAAGGAUGUAUAUUUUAUUAAUAAUGAAAAAAUGAGAGUUAAUCAUGGCGCUGGGUUCUUCACAUAUCUUUUUAUACACUUUUAUAAGAAUAUUGUUAUACUAGAUUAUUUUUAUUAUAGAAUAUAUAUAACUUUCAUUAUACAAAAUAUUCAAAUGUGAUAAGAUUUUCAAGUGUAGAAUCCAGGACAUGAUUUUUUUCAUAUUUUAAUAAUAAUAAUAAUAAUAAUAAUAAUAAUAAUAAUAAUAAUAAUAAUAAUAAUAAUAAUAAAAAAGAAAAAAGAAUUGUUCGUUAUAGAGUUAGCACAAAACAGAGUGGUGUGUUUUUUUCAAUACAUCAAUUCCUUAGCUUUUUAAAAACGCGCACUGCUGCAGAUAUAUUUUGUAUCUACAUCAUUUUUGAUAAACACAAUUGAUUUUUGUAUGGCUUGUAAAAGUACAAAGAAAAACAACUAUACAAAGAAUUCCAUAAUCUGUAUCAAUAUUUUCUCUUUAUAUUUAAACUACAAGUAAAUUUAUCAUAUAUAAAUUUAAGCAAGAUAACGAUUUCAUACAAAUUAUUUAUUUAUUGUUUGAAUAUAUAAAUGUAACAAAAAUGUCGAUAAACAUUGUGUGAAAAGAAGUUAUAUCAGAAAAACUUUGUUCAUUUAAAAGUCAGAUAAAAAAGUUUAGAAAGAUGUAAGUGUAUAUAAUAAUAUAAAUGAUAUAGAGAUUUUUAUUAAGAAGACCUGUAAUUGUGCAGUCUGAUUUCUUCUAUAAGUACAGACAAAUAUAUAUUACAGUAUUCGAUUAUCUUCUUCUUGUACAAUUUUUAUCCUUAUACAUAUACAAUAUAAAAUCGUAGUUUAUAUUUAGAUAUAAUUUUUGACAUAAACUUUUGCAUUUCGGUAUAUCUAUCCUCAAUAAAUACAAUCUGCACGAAGAACAUAAAACUUUAAAGUAAAUAAACCAAUAAGUAUUGAAGUUUUUGCUGUAUAAAUAUAAAUUUGUAAAUAUAUAAAUUACAUAUAUAUAUAUAUAUAUAUAUAUAUAUAUAUAUAUAUACAUGCCUACAUAUAUAUGUACGAUUGUAUUUAGAAUUAUGUCCGCCUUCAAAGUGUCUUCACUUUUCAUUAAGAACGAAGAAUACAUUUUUUUUCUUUUGAUAUUAUUCUUUGUAUAAUACUUUUUAUCGUAAUAAUAAACAAGUGUAUUCUUUUUUCUUUUUGACAAUUCAUAAAUAGAUCUUUUUCUAUUCUAACAAAAAUAUCUAAAACAAUCAUUAAAAUUCUAUAGCUAUAUUGGAAAAGUGAAGAAGUGAAAAGAAAAGAAUAUUGAAUAGAAUAUUUUUAAGCCUUAAUAAAUAAUAUUAUUUGUAAUAUUAUUUUUAAGCCUUAAUAAAUCUGCGUGUGAUACACAAAAACAAUUGUAUAAUAUAGAAUAAUUAAUGAAUUCUAUCAUGAAGACAUCACAUGUUACGUUUAUAUGAUAUUUUAAGCAAAAUUUAAAUGUAUUUUAAAAUAUACAAUUAUAAAUCCGUCA
Messenger RNA from Vespa crabro (European hornet), 7312 nucleotides. It is a transcript of the gene per, whose product is annotated as period circadian protein. Gene Ontology annotation, cellular component: nucleus; cytoplasm. The coding region runs from base 949 to 4320 and encodes 1123 amino acids. Gene Ontology annotation, molecular function: transcription corepressor binding; transcription cis-regulatory region binding. Gene Ontology annotation, biological process: circadian regulation of gene expression; negative regulation of transcription by RNA polymerase II; entrainment of circadian clock by photoperiod. NCBI's taxonomy places the organism in Eukaryota, Metazoa, Arthropoda, Insecta, Hymenoptera, Vespidae. The record is from RefSeq and is a predicted model, not a curated record. The transcript is spliced from 19 exons.